GUUCUGCAUCUCGACCCCCUAAGCACAUGGCGCGGCAUGUGUUUCUCACCGGGCCUCCAGGGGUUGGCAAAACAACCUUGAUCCAGAAAGCCAGCGAGGUCCUCCAGUCUUCUGGGGUGCCCGUAGAUGGCUUUUACACACAAGAAGUCAGGCAAGGAGGGAGGAGGAUAGGAUUUGAUGUCGUCACCCUGUCUGGUGCUCGGGGACCUCUGUCCAGAGUCGGGUCACAGCCUCCACCUGGAAAGCCUGAGUGCCGAGUUGGGCAGUAUGUGGUGGACCUGGCUUCUUUUGAGCAGUUGGCACUGCCCGUCCUAAGAAAUGCAGGUCUCAGCCCUGGCCCUGGACACAGCGUGUGCAUCAUUGAUGAGAUUGGGAAGAUGGAACUGUUCAGCCAGCCUUUCAUUCAGGCAGUCCGCCAGACGCUGUCCACACCGGGCACUGUUGUCCUUGGCACCAUCCCAGUCCCCAAAGGGAAGCCACUGGCCCUGGUGGAGGAGAUCAGGAACAGACAUGAUGUGAAGGUGUUCAGUGUCACCAAGGAGAACAGAAAUAGCCUCUUGCCGGAUAUUGUGACCUGCGUGCAGAGCAGCAGGACCUGAAGCAGCCCGUGACCAGGUCCAGCUCUGCCUGCUGGUCGCUGCCUGCCCAGGUCUGCUACCACACUAUCAGUGGGUUUGUACCCUCUGCCCAAGAGAGCUGGACAGCUGCUUUCCAUAAAAUGCUCAUGAGAUCAGGCUAGCCCAGUGCCUGCUGGGCCAUGCACAGUGAACAGUCCACCAUGUCUUACUGUAUGCUCAAGGGUUCUGUCCAUUUCCGGUUGCAAUUGUGCCUGUGAUUUGAGUAAAUUCUAAAUGAAUGUGUCAGGGAUCAGUGGAAUUUGCCCGCUUUGGGGUUUAUAGAUGUGUUCAGGGCUGGGGAGGGAGUUUGGUUCUUCAUUGACUUUACGUGCUGUGAUAUUAAAUACCUCUCCAGGUGCAGCUCCAACUCAUGCGGCUGAAAGCAGUAACAACUUGAUUCUCUCCAGUUAUUUCCAAAGAAAAGCACAUUAGUUCUCCUCUUUCAUCUCUUGUUUAUUCCUUUGUUUAUUGCCUAAUAAAAAUGGAAAUAAA
This is a messenger RNA of Phodopus roborovskii (desert hamster), 1109 nucleotides long. It is a transcript of the gene Ntpcr, whose product is annotated as nucleoside-triphosphatase, cancer-related. The transcript has 5 exons. Gene Ontology annotation, molecular function: ATP hydrolysis activity. Lineage: Eukaryota; Metazoa; Chordata; Mammalia; Rodentia; Cricetidae. The record is from RefSeq and is a predicted model, not a curated record. The coding region runs from base 27 to 599 and encodes 190 amino acids.